Messenger RNA from Durusdinium trenchii, 279 nucleotides. Lineage: Eukaryota; Dinophyceae; Suessiales; Symbiodiniaceae. The record is from the annotation of a GenBank genome assembly.
AUGCCGACGCCUGCUGAUACACAUGAGAAGCCAGCGGACGACAAAGAGGUGAAGUCUGCGGUUGAAGGAGACCGCGCAACCAUGGAUAUUGAUGCACGCCUGGUCUCCAGACUCAUUGGGCCGAAAGGUCAGAAUCUCUCUAGCAUGAUGGAUCAGAGUGGAGCCUACUUAGCCGUGAAGGAAGUAUCUCCAGGUGUCAACAAGGUGGUGAUCACUGGAUUCCCUGACUGUGUGGCAAAAGGCCGCGAGCUGGUAGAGACUGGCAGACAGCAGUCUUGA